CGACGUCACGCAAGCAACACAGAACAAAUCCCUCACCUCAACAAGAAGCUUCGCUAUCCCCGGCUCUCGCGAAGAGUGGCCUUCAUCCAGAACGAUUUAAAGUGUCAGUUCGGGGAAUACUUUUUUCAAGUUGAAGGCGUAUGCCGUUGUUGUCUGUUAUCAUUUUGGUUAUCAUUUCAACAUGAGAAACGAAGUUUCAUAUUAUCGAGGUUCGACUUCACAUCAUAUCGAAGUCUGUCUAGGAGAGACUAGGAUCAUGUCGUGCCGGUCCGAUUCGGGUAUUGGAGCGAUAAAAAGGACCAGGCUUCUGAGAAGAGAUGGGAGGCACCUUCUUGGCACAGUGGGAUCUGUACCUCUGGCGGGUCCACCUGAUGUGAUGUUGGAAGCUGAUUCUGGCAGCGGUUUAGCGAGGAAACAGACCGUGCAAGAAGACCAACCGACUACCGAAUGUCAUGGGGAGAUAGUGCAACGGCCUAUAGAAAUCGGGUUGGUAGAUAACUUGAAAGUUAGAGGUGGAAAUUAGUAGCGGCCUGCAGACUCGGACAAGGGGUAGCGUACUAGUGGCACCAUCCUGAGGGCAAACGUCGUGGUAUUGAGGGACCCGCCGCUUGUCUAUGUUGCUCGCCCUUCAUGAAAUAUUAGUGGCA
Laccaria bicolor S238N-H82 is the source of this 647-nucleotide messenger RNA. RefSeq lists its product as uncharacterized. The transcript is spliced from 3 exons. Lineage: Eukaryota; Fungi; Basidiomycota; Agaricomycetes; Agaricales; Hydnangiaceae. The record is from RefSeq and is a predicted model, not a curated record. Bases 182 to 523 code for a protein of 113 amino acids.